AUGAGACAAUACUAUUUGGGAGAGAUUAUUCAAUACUAUUAUCAAUCAAAGCGACGCGCUUGCGUUCAUGAGCGUUAUACGCGUUGUUUGUGCAGGGAAAGAUUGACAAGUGCCACCGCCGCACGAGUACCUCGCUACGAGUGCGCAAACUGUACAAGGUAUUUGUGGGAAGGGAAGCAUAGGCCGCCCAUAUACUGUGCUGUCUGCCAACUUUACUACAAAAGAAAUGGCUGUCAUCGUAAUGUCGUGGGUAAAUUGUUUGAGAUGGAUGAGAAGGUCGUUAAACGUUGGGUGGAGCUGGAAAAGGAUAACAAGCGAACGAUGUCUAGUGCAGAGGUUUUGGAGUGGCUCGAGACUGAACGGCGCGAGGCAGUUCUAUUAAAUCCAGAUUUCGACGAGAUCCCUACCCAUCCUGCGAAAAAGAAGUUGAAAAACGAUCAAGAUCAUGGAGUUGACGCAGAAAUAUAA
Cooperia oncophora is the source of this 468-nucleotide messenger RNA. NCBI's taxonomy places the organism in Eukaryota, Metazoa, Nematoda, Chromadorea, Rhabditida, Trichostrongylidae. The record is from the annotation of a GenBank genome assembly.